Drosophila albomicans is the source of this 1491-nucleotide messenger RNA. Its product is annotated as acyl-CoA Delta-9 desaturase-like. The record is from RefSeq and is a predicted model, not a curated record. NCBI's taxonomy places the organism in Eukaryota, Metazoa, Arthropoda, Insecta, Diptera, Drosophilidae. Gene Ontology annotation, biological process: unsaturated fatty acid biosynthetic process. Bases 221 to 1360 code for a protein of 379 amino acids. The transcript has 5 exons. Gene Ontology annotation, cellular component: endoplasmic reticulum membrane. Gene Ontology annotation, molecular function: iron ion binding; stearoyl-CoA 9-desaturase activity.
UUAGAAUUCGAAAUCGUCAAGUGUUAUAGACGCACCUUUAACUAAACUCUCAUCAACAAUCGACUUGAGUGCACUAUAAUUGAUUCAAAAGAAGGCACGAUCGCCUCUAAGCUUCACAGUGGACACUCAGCCACCAUCGGGAACGGUUGUGGUUCAAACUUUUGGAAUAUAUUCUACUACCACAAGAAACCUAUUUUAAAAUCGCGACAAGAAUUUUGCGAUGCCGCCAAACGCCGUCUCUAGACCAGCGGACUCGUUACCAGCCUGUGGCAACGAGCAGGAGCUGCUGCAAUCCAAAGAGAACCCAAAUGCAUCCAAGCAAACCGGAGUGCUCUUCGAGGCCGAUGCGGAAACUAAUGACUGCGCCCUGGCUGGUGACAUAACGCAAUUGAAGAAGGCCGAUAAACGCAAAUUAAAAUGGGUCUGGCGUAAUAUUAUUCUAUUCGGUUAUUUGCAUUUGGCUGCUCUAUACGGUGGAUACUUAUUCCUCUUUAAAGCCAAAUGGGCAACGGUUGCAUUCUCUAUUGUACUUUAUACGAUGGGCAUGAUCGGCAUUACUGGAGGUGCCCAUCGCCUGUGGGCGCAUCGUUCCUACAAGGCCAAGUGGCCACUCCGCCUGAUACUGAUCACAUUCAAUACGAUCGCCUUCCAAGAUGCCGCCUUCCACUGGGCACGCGAUCAUCGCGUGCAUCACAAGUACUCGGAAACCGAUGCUGAUCCUCAUAAUGCCACACGUGGUUUUUUCUUCUCGCAUGUCGGUUGGCUGCUGUGCAAGAAGCAUCCCGAUGUGGUGGCCAAGGGCAAAGGCUUGGAUCUGUCCGAUCUGCGUGCCGAUCGCAUUCUCAUGUUCCAGCUGAAAUACUAUUUGAUUCUCAUGCCACUGGCUUGCUUUAUUCUGCCCACUUUGGCACCCAUGUACCUGUGGAAUGAGACGCUGAUGAACUCGUGGUUUGUGGCCACCAUGUUCCGUUGGUGCUUCCAGCUCAACAUGACCUGGCUGGUGAACAGUGCUGCCCACAAAUUUGGUGGACGUCCCUAUGACAAGCACAUCAAUCCAUCCCAGAGUCCUUACGUGUCCGCAUUCACCUUCGGCGAAGGCUGGCACAACUAUCAUCAUGUCUUCCCCUGGGAUUACAAGACCGCCGAAUGGGGCAGAUAUACGCUCAACAUGACCACCGCGUUCAUUGAUUUCUUUGCCAAGAUCGGCUGGGCCUACGAUCUGAAAUCGGUGGCACCCGAGACAAUUGAGCGUCGUGUGCGACGCACUGGCGAUGGCAGCCAUGAACUGUGGGGUUGGGGGGACAAGGAUCUCACCGAAGAGGAUGUUAAGCAUGUGCUGUUCGUUGACAAGACGAAGUAGAGAGAGAAAUAGUACUUAAAUUAUAUAUUAUACUAUACUAUUCUAUAUUAUAUAUACUUUUUUUUAUUUAUGCACGCUAAGUUCGAGUUAGGGGAAAGGAUACUAUAUUAAUAAAAUUGAUAAAUACUAAA